Molecule: messenger RNA, 5271 nt
Organism: Emys orbicularis (European pond turtle)
Lineage: Eukaryota; Metazoa; Chordata; Testudines; Emydidae
Gene: PNPLA6
Product: patatin like phospholipase domain containing 6
Exons: 44
Coding region: 79-5271 (1730 amino acids)
Biological process (GO): vesicle-mediated transport; phosphatidylcholine metabolic process
Cellular component (GO): endoplasmic reticulum
Molecular function (GO): phosphatidylcholine lysophospholipase A1 activity
Source: RefSeq, a predicted model, not a curated record
GGAGCCGGGCAGGAGGCUGCAGCGGGGCCGCUGAGGCACCUUUCUGGGACGGGCCUGGGACCGGGGCCAGCAGCAGACAUGGGGCAGAGUGAGUCUGAGCCUCAGGAUGAGCAGGAGGAUGCAGCGCUCACAGCCGUGCUGCCCAACCUUAAGCUCUUUGUGGAAGAUCAGCUCCAGACCAGCAUGGUGCUGGGUGUCAUGAUUGGCGUUGGUGUUUCCAUGUUGCUCAUCGCCACCUUGAUCCUGGUGCUGGUCCGCAGGCUGCGCCUCAAGAAGGUUCAGGCUCAGGAGACGCCCAAGUAUCGAUUCCGCAAGCGGGACAAAGUGCUGUUCUACGGGCGCAAGAUCAUGCGCAAGGUGUCCCAAUCCACCUCCUCCCUUGUGGACACAACAAUCUCCAGCACCUCCCGGCCCCGCAUGAAGAAGAAGCUCAAGAUGUUGAACAUUGCCAAAAAGAUCCUGCGCAUCAAGAAGGAGCUGCCCAUCCUGCAGCUGAAGGAGCCGCCGCCCUCAGUGCUGGAAGCGGAUCUGACUGAGUUUGACGUGGCCAACUCCCACUUGCCGUCCGAGGUGCUGUACAUGCUGAAGAACGUCCGGGUGCUGGGCCAUUUUGAGAAGCCGCUGUUCCUGGAGCUCUGUAAGCACAUGAUCUUCCAGCAGUUCCAACAGGGCGAGUACGUCUUCCGGCCUGGCCAGCCCGACACCAGCAUCUACGUGGUGCAGGAUGGCAAGCUGGAGCUCUUCCUGACCCAGCAGGACGGGAAGGAGACCCUGGUGAAGGAGGUGUUCCCCGGGGACAGUGUGCACAGCCUGCUCAGCAUUCUUGAUGUCAUCACGGGGCACCAGCGGCCGUACCGGACCGUGUCUGCGCGGGCAGGUGAGGACUCCACAGUGCUGCGGCUGCCAGUCGAGGCCUUCUCUGCCGUCUUCGAGAAGUACCCCGAGAGCCUGGUGCGGGUGGUGCAGAUCAUCAUGGUGCGUCUGCAGCGGGUCACCUUCCUGGCCCUCCACAACUACCUGGGGCUGACCAAUGAACUCUUCAGCCACGAGAUGCAGCCGCUGCGGCUCUUCCCCCAGCCCAGCCAUGCCUCGCGCACCAGCCCUGUCAGACACAGCAAGCGCGUCAUCAGCGUCUCCUCCAUCGACGACCAUAAGGAGAGCUCUGGGAGGCAGCCAGAUGCCAGCACCAAGGACCUGGCUGAUCAGCUCAAGCUGGGGACCCUGGAGUCCUCUGCAGUGCCACUGCUGAGCCGCUGCAUCUCCAUGCCAGUUGAUAUCUCAGGCCUCCAGAAGGGCCCUCGCUCAGACUUCGACAUGGCCUACGAGCGCGGCAGGAUCUCGGUGUCAUUGCAGGAGGAGAGCACCGGCACCAUGGCCUCCUUCUCCCGGUGUCCACCCCCGUCUCUACAGUCUGUCUCCCAGGAGCCCAAGGAGCGCAGGUCAGUGAUGGUAGAGGAGCAGCCACCCGGUACUUAUCACUUCAACUACUGCGAGGACGACUCAGCAGGCGGUGCCUGCCCCUUUGGGCCUUACCAGGGCCGCCAGACCAGCGCCAUCUUCGAGGCUGCCAAGCGGGAGCUGGUGAAGCUCAUGAAGAUCGAGGACCCCUCACUUCUCAACAACCGGGUGCUACUGCACCACGCCAAGGCCGGGACAGUCAUCGCCCGCCAGGGGGACCAGGACGUCAGCCUUCACUUCGUGCUGUGGGGCUGCCUGCAUGUCUACCAGCGCAUGAUUGACAAGGCGGAGGAUGUGUGCCUCUUCCUGACGCAGCCCGGCGAGAUGGUGGGCCAGCUGGCUGUGCUGACCGGGGAGCCUCUCAUUUUCACCAUUAAGGCCAACCGUGACUGCACCUUCCUCAAGAUCUCCAAGUCGGACUUCUACGAGAUCAUGCGGGAACAGCCCAGUGUGGUGCUGAGUGUCGCCCAUACUGUGGCUGCCCGCAUGUCCCCAUUCGUGCGCCAGAUGGACUUUGCCAUUGACUGGAUGGCAGUGGAGGCUGGACGGGCCUUGUACAGGCAGGGCGACAAGUCAGACUGCACCUACAUCGUGCUGAAUGGGCGCCUGCGCUCUGUCAUCCAGAAAGGCAGUGGCAAGAAGGAGCUGGUCGGGGAGUACGGUCGUGGUGACCUCAUUGGAGUGGUGGAAGCCCUGACCCGGCAGCCCCGAGCCACCACCGUCCAUGCCGUGAGAGACACAGAGCUGGCCAAGCUGCCCGAGGGCACUCUGAACAACAUUAAGCGCAGAUACCCCCAGGUUGUGACCCGCCUGAUCCACUUGCUGAGCCAGAAAAUCCUUGGGAACCUACAGCAGCUGUGCGGGCCCUUCACAGGCUCCAGUCUUGGUGUGGCCUCCAGCUCAGAGCUAACCAACCCAGCCAGUAACCUGUCCACGGUGGCGGUGCUGCCAGUGUGUGACGAUGUGCCCAUGGCAGCCUUCACGCUGGAGCUGGAGCAUGCCCUCAACGCCAUAGGUCCCACCCUGCUUCUGACCAGUGACAUCAUCCGAGCACGACUUGGUGCCUCAGCACUGGACAGCAUCCAAGAGUACCGGCUGUCGGGCUGGCUGGCGCAGCAGGAGGACAUCCACCGCAUUGUGCUGUAUCAGACCGACUGCACGCUGACACCCUGGACUGUGCGCUGCAUCCGCCAAGCUGACUGCAUCCUCAUUGUUGGGCUGGGGGACCAGGAGCCAGCCCUAGGCAAGCUGGAACAGAUGCUGGAGAACACAGCCGUGCGUGCCCUGAAGCAGCUGAUUCUGCUGCACCGGGAGGACGGCCCCAGCCCCUCCCGCACCGUUGAGUGGCUCAACAUGCGCAGCUGGUGCUCAGGACACCUUCACAUCAAGUGCCCACGCCGUGUCUUCUCCCGCCGGAGCCCCAACAAGCUGAGGGAGAUGUAUGCGAAGGUCUUCGAGAAGGACGCUGACCGGCACAGCGACUUCUCCCGCCUGGCACGGGUCCUGACCGGCAACAGCAUUGCCCUGGUGCUGGGAGGAGGAGGGGCCAGGGGCUGCUCCCACAUUGGGGUGAUCAAGGCCAUGGAGGAAGCCGGGAUCCCCAUUGACCUGAUUGGGGGCACAUCCAUUGGCUCCUUCAUUGGGGCUCUCUAUGCUGAAGAGCGCAGUGCUGUGCGCACCAAGCAGCGUGCCCGUGAAUGGGCCAAGAGCAUGAACUCCGUGUUUGAGACGGUCCUGGACCUCACCUACCCCAUCACCUCCAUGUUCUCCGGCUCGGCCUUCAACACCAGCAUCAACAAGGUCUUCCAGGACAAGCAGAUUGAGGAUCUGUGGCUCCCCUACUUCAACGUGACGACGGACAUCACAGCCUCGGCCAUGCGGGUCCACAAGGACGCAGGCAGUGUGUGGCGCUACGUCAGAGCCAGUGCAUCUUAUCCCCCCUACCUGCCUCCUCUCUGCGACCCCAAGGACAGCCACCUGCUUGUGGACGGCUGCUAUGUUAACAAUGUCCCAGGCUCACUGUGGCGGUAUGUGCGAGCGAGCAUGACCCUUUCCGGGUACCUGCCGCCACUCUGUGACCCCAAGGAUGGCAACUUACUGAUGGACGGUGGCUACAUCAACAACCUGCCAGCGGACAUUGCCCGGAACAUGGGCGCCAAGACAGUGGUCGCCAUCGACGUGGGCAGCCAGGACGAGACUGACCUCUGCAACUACGGGGACAGCCUCUCCGGCUGGUGGCUGCUGUGGAAACGCUUCAAUCCCUGGGCCCAGAAGGUUAAGGUGCCCGACAUGGCAGAGAUCCAGUCGCGCCUGGCCUAUGUGUCGUGUGUGCGCCAGCUGGAGGUAGUAAAGUCGAGCUCCUACUGCGAAUACAUUCGCCCGCCCAUCGACCGCUUCAAAACCAUGGACUUUGGCAAGUUCGAUGAGAUCUACGACGUGGGCUACCAGCACGGCAAGGUGGUGUUCAGCGGCUGGAGCCGCGGCGACAUCAUUGAGAAGAUGGUGAAGGACCGGCGCUCGGCCGACUUCUACGAGAGCAAGCGCAUGGAUGUGCUGACUUGCCCCAGCGCAGGGUUCACUGAUCUGGCCGAGAUUGUGUCUCGCAUUGAGCCGGCCAAGAGCUACCUGUCCGAUGGCUACGCUGAUGGUGAGGAAUCUGACUACCUGACGGAGUACGAGGAGGAAGGGCUGGACCCUGCGCGGGGAGAGGAGGAGCUGUUAGCGCCGGCUGAGUGGACCCACACUGAGGUAUUUGAGACUAAGCUCUGGCCUCUGCUCCCUGGGAAGGUGUGCCAGCUGGGCAAAGCACCGCCCACACUCAGCACAGGUGUGGGGUCGGGCGCCUGUGUGGCCCCGCUGGUGCCGCAGGAGGUUGGCCCGGUCAGCAAAGGCACGGCCGCAGUCAGGGCAGGUGUGGGGGCGCUGGCCAGCGUGGGCACUGCGCUGGUGCUGGCGCAGCCGGUGCCGGAGCAGGUGGGCUCGCUGGCGGAAGCGGCGGGGGCAGUCAGGACAGGCAUGGGGGCGUUCGACACUGUGUCUCUGCAAGUGCCGUGCCAGCGUGGAGCGCAGCCCGAAGCUCUUGCCGCAGUGAGCGCAGGCAUGGGGGCGCUGGCUGGCGUGGGCGCCCUGCUGGUGCUGCACCAGGGCCCCGACAAAGCCCGCUCUCAGCUGCUGAUCGUGGACCGGAGCUUCGACCUGGUGUCCCCACUGCUGCAUGAGCUCACCUUCCAGGCCAUGGCCUACGACCUGCUCAGCAUCGAGAACAACACCUACAGGUACGAGACAACGGGCACCAGCGACUCGCGGGAGAAGGAGGCGCUGCUGGAUGAAGAUGACGAACUCUGGGCGCAGCUACGCCACAUGCAUAUCGCUGACGUCUCCCAGAAGGUGACUGAGCUGGUGCACACCUUCUAUGAGAGCAAGAGGCUGACCAUGGACAAGGGGGCUCUGUGUGCUGGGAGAGGCCGGGAUCUCACCACCGCCUCCCUCCAGGCUGACAUCGAGGACCUGUCCCAGAUCCUGAAGAAGCUGCCCGAGUACCAGAGAGAGCUGAACAAGGUAACGGGGCUGGAGCUCCCCCGUUUCGGGCAUUGGCACAAGAGCAAGCCAGCGGCCGAGUACCGGACGGGCCCGCGCCUCAUCAUCUACGUGCUGGGUGGGGUGUCCAUGUCUAAGAUGCGCUGCGCCUACGAAGUGACCCAGGCCACGGAGGGCAAGUGGGAGGUGGUGAUCGGUUCCAGUCACAUCCUGACCCCCAAGCGCUUCCUGGAUGAUGUCCAACCCCCCGACCAGCUGGCCCCCAAGGAGGCCUAG